UUCCGGUCGCUCGCGAGGGCGAUCGUCUUUCAGCAGCUCAACGGCGCCGCGGCGGCGACCAUCUUCGGCCGCGUGCGGAGCGCCGUCGGCGCGGAGGACGACGAGACGGCGAUGACCCCGGAGGCGUUCGCGCGCGCGAAAGACGAGGACCUGCGCGCGUGCGGGUUAUCCGCGAGGAAGCUGGAGUACCUGCGCGGGUUAGCGGCGCGGUUCUCGAGCGGCGACGACGACGACGACGACGACGGUCGCCGCCCGGCGUUGACGGAUGACGCGCUCGAGGCGAUGAGCGACGAGAAGACGACCGCGACGCUCCUGGAGCUGAAAGGCAUCGGCGAGUGGAGCGUGCACAUGUUCCAGAUGUUUUAUUUAAAUCGCCCGGACGUCCUUCCGGUGAAGGACUUCGGCGUGAGGCAGGGGAUGAUGAUCGCGUACGGACUGAGAGACCCGCCGAAGGAGGAGAAGAUGCGCGAGAUCGCGGCUUCGUGGGCGCCGUAUAAGACGUUGGCGAGCAUGUACAUGUGGGCCGCCGCGGAC
Messenger RNA from Micromonas pusilla CCMP1545, 534 nucleotides. RefSeq lists its product as uncharacterized. Gene Ontology annotation, molecular function: DNA-7-methylguanine glycosylase activity; alkylated DNA binding; DNA-3-methyladenine glycosylase activity. Gene Ontology annotation, biological process: base-excision repair, AP site formation; base-excision repair; DNA alkylation repair. Gene Ontology annotation, cellular component: protein-DNA complex; nucleus. The annotation marks the transcript as partial. The transcript has a single exon. NCBI's taxonomy places the organism in Eukaryota, Viridiplantae, Chlorophyta, Mamiellophyceae, Mamiellales, Mamiellaceae. The record is from RefSeq and is a predicted model, not a curated record.